Molecule: messenger RNA, 643 nt
Organism: Beta vulgaris subsp. vulgaris (sugar beet)
Lineage: Eukaryota; Viridiplantae; Streptophyta; Magnoliopsida; Caryophyllales; Amaranthaceae
Exons: 2
Coding region: 12-494 (160 amino acids)
Source: RefSeq, a predicted model, not a curated record
UUGACGAGUAUAUGAUAUGGUUUCGUCGCAUCACGAGGUUACGCCUGACGAAUCCAUCGAGGCGACCACCUUCUACACAUUAUCAGCCUGCGUCUGCAGAUAUAGUACUGGCACAUACUUUAUCUGAUAUUGCUCAUAGGUGCGGUACUGUGCUAGAGGCUUCUGAGUCAUUGCCUCCAGAUAUGGUGCGUGACUUGUAUGCGCAGACAUUGCAGACUAUGAGGGGAUUGUGUGUUGAUGCUGUUGGCCGAGCUGGACAUGGCCACAUCGUACAGGGCGUGCCUACUUCUGCUGGAUAUACAUCGACUUCUACAUCUUCUACGUCUGCUGCCCAUAUAUCUACCACAUCAGCUUUGCUUUCACCUCCAGUCACUCAGAGGGCCUAUCGACGACGUUCUGACACUACUCCCCCUUCUCUUGAUGCCAUUGCAGAGACUCAUGAAACCACACCUAGCUCAUCUACACCUUCACAAAAGAAGAAGAGAGGGUUUUAGAAGUUUCAUUUAUUGUUUAUGUAGUUAGUUAACAUUAUUUUCUCACUCUAACUUGUAACUAAAAUUUUUUUACAUACAUUUGAAUGUGUAUGAGUUGGUGAUGAGUGAUCAAUGUGUGGCUUAUAUUUGGUGUUGUUGAAUGGAAUUUG